This is a messenger RNA of Gloeophyllum trabeum ATCC 11539, 1057 nucleotides long. RefSeq names its product acyl-CoA N-acyltransferase. The transcript is spliced from 2 exons. Lineage: Eukaryota; Fungi; Basidiomycota; Agaricomycetes; Gloeophyllales; Gloeophyllaceae. The record is from RefSeq and is a predicted model, not a curated record. Bases 60 to 725 code for a protein of 221 amino acids. Gene Ontology annotation, molecular function: acyltransferase activity, transferring groups other than amino-acyl groups.
GGUAGGUAUAACUCCAAUCCCACAAGCACGAAGAUACAUCCAUCUCAGAGCUGCUUCUCAUGCCGAACACAUCCAAAGCCACCAGAUAUGUCGCGAUCGAAACUCGUCGGCUCAUCUUGCGCACGCCCACUCUCUCCGAUGCCCCUGCAUACGCCGCAUUGUUCAGCAACCCACUCAACUACGAGCACGAGCCACACAAACCGAGCAACCCAUCCGUAGAGCACUACGAGCGGGUCCUCUCGUCGUUCAUCGAGGGAACACACAAGAGGAAGAGCGCUGUACUCACUAUUUGUUUGAAGGAUGGGGAGGAGAUCAUCGGCACGGGCGGGUUCAACUCCAUAUUUACUCGGAAGCCAGGGAACGUACGAAUUGGAGAUGCUGGGUUCAUGAUCGAUAGUGCGCACUGGCGGAAGGGUUACGCGAAGGAGGCCGUCGCAGCCAUGCUCGACUGGGCCUUUAUUCCUAGCAGUCUGGCUCGCCGUGGUCAACCUGCCAUCGACGUCGUGGUCUUUGAAUCCCUGGCCGCCAAUGACCGCAUCAAAGGCUUACUCUCGGGCUGCUUUGGUUUCCAAGCAACUCUUCGAGACGGAGGCUUUGGUGCCGAACAAGUCUGGGAGAUCACGCGGGCCGACUGGCUGAAAAGGAGCACGAUGAUGGGGUUGCCUGACGGGGAUAUUCCAUUCCCUGCAAGCUUAAGACCUGAUCCACAAGCCGCAGGCACGUAAGCGCUCUCCGACCUGCCCAUACGCCAACCAGCAGCCUUUCUGCACGAGCUUGUCCAGGUGUCGCUAAAAUGAAGGGGUAUGAUGUGGGUCGAGCAACGCUACGGCAGCACAAUUUCAUACGCAGACGAAGGAUGUAUCAUAUCAGACGGUUGUUGACUUACCUACCGGAUGCCACAGUAAAAUAUCCCUGCCUGGGAUCUAAUCCAUGGCGCCCGAUAUUAAAUAUCCGUUGUCCUUAACCACAGGGUUGCUAGAAGGCCAGUCUGCCGCGGGGUAAUAGUAUAGUAUUUGUGGCUCUGUCAUGAAUGGCUUAUAGAAUUCAGCGAUCCGCA